AUGGAUUCCUACGAUGGAUAUGGAUCUCCCGGAAGGAGCCGUGAGUCGGACUCCUUCGCGGGACGGGGUACAGGGGAUUCGUACAGACGUCGUUCGCCAAGUGAGAUCACAAUCGCAUCCCGUUUGAGAGGGGCGACAAAGACUGACUUUCAACCAGCCUCUCAGGACCGGCGACGGGCACGACCGCGUUCGCGCUCGCCCGUGAUCGACCGCUACGAGCCUUCGGAUCGCCGUUCCCAUCGUGAAGAUUUCUACAACAGCUCUCGAGAUUAUGCUGCCCGAGAGCGCGAGGACCGCCGACGUGCCCCUUCGCCGACUGUGGCUAAUAUCGACCGCUACGUGCCCGGGCAAGAGGGUGGCGGUGGCAAGCGACCUGAUAUCGUCAACCAGCUGCCUGAUCCUCUCGAUCUUGAUUAUCAGGUUGGCUUCAACUUUUUCGCCGAGUGGUGGAGGUUGGAGGCAUCUGUAAACGAGGAAAAGGAGCGUGCCAAGAAUGGCGGUCGUCGAGUGAAGGGAGAACGUGAGGCGCGCGAGGAUCGCGAGAAAGAACGCGCACAAAUCCAGGCUGCCUACGACCAAUACAAAAUCAAUCUACAGAUCCGUCUAGCCAGGCAAUUCGUCCAGCAACACCGGAACGAAGAAUGGUUCAAAGAACGAUAUGUUUCCGAGGUCAGGGAUCCUCUCCGCCAGCGCAUCAUGGCGGUCCGACAAGGUGCAUAUGAGCAAUGGCAACGCGACAUCGAAAACAACCUCUUCAAAGACUUCACCCUGGAAGGCAUCUACAAAAGCGACAGCGACGGUGCCGGUGGGGUCAUCGAAAAGGAGGAAGGCGAGACCACAGCUGCCGCCGAUACCAUGGGCGUGCUUGAUCUGCUUCCCGUCCGUGGUGGAGAUCUACGUGAUGACGCUCUGUCACAGCCAGCUUUGCUGAUCAAGACUCUUGCACCAAAUGUCAGCCGCAGCAAGAUUGAGGACUUCUGCAAGGAGCACCUCGGCGAAGAUCAUGGAGGCUUCAAAGGGCUGAGCCUCAGCGAUCCCAACCCCUCAAAGAAGUUCCACCGCAUGGGAUGGAUCAUGCUGCAUCCUUCCGAAAAUACCAGCACUGUUGAGCGGGGAGACGGGCGUGAUGAAGAGGUCGAGAAUAUGGAUCAAGAUGGAGCGCCGAACGGAGCCGCCUCAACCAGCCCGGCUGAGAAAGCUCUUGAGGCUGUCAAUGACAAAACAAUCUACGACUCUGUCCACGGCGACUUUGUAUGCCACGUGGGAAUCCAUGUUCCCCCUGCUCAACCGCGCAAGAAGGCUCUGUGGGAUUUGUUUUCAGCACCCGAGCGAAUUGAGCGUGACCUCGAGUUGGCUAAGCGACUGGUCUCCAAGCUGGACGCCGAGAUGGAUCCCAAUGUGGAUGGCUUUGGCAAAAUUGAAGAAUACGUGGACGAUCUGCGCGGGAAAGGCGAGCUUCAGCUUCCCGUUACAGGACCCGUCAGUGCUAAGAAGCAAAAUAACGGGCACGGCGACGAAGGAGAGGACGAGGGAGAGGUCGAAGAGGGCGAAGAGAAGGAAACUUUCGAAGACGAUGAUGUCGAUGAUGAAGAACUUGUGGCCAAGAAGAAGAGGUUGGACCUAGCUGUCGAAUAUCUGCGACGUGUUUACAACUUCUGCUUCUUCUGUGUCUUCGAAAGCGACUCUGUUCACGAGCUUGGCCGCAAAUGUCCCGGUGGACACCUUCGUCGGCCUCGUGCCGGUCUCUCCCGCCAGGCCAAGGAAGUGGCCCGAGCCAGCGCUUUCGGCCAGCCAUUCCCGGCCAAGAAGAAGGAGGCUAGCGAGGAAGGAGAAGAACCGUCCUCGCCGGUGCAGGAAAAGCGCGGCGCGCGUCACGGUUCUAAGGCCGAGCAACAGCUGCAGCGUGCUUUCAAUUGGGUGAAGACAUUUGAAGACAAGUUGCUGCAGAUUUUGGAACCUGAGAACGCUGACCUUGCCAAACUCGGCGGCAAGCCCGUCGAAGAGGCUCUUGAGGAUGAACUGCGCAAGUACAUGAAGCGGGAGGAUGAUUCAAAGUAUCGCUGCAAGGCUCCUCAGUGCACUAAGCUUUUCAAGGCCGAAGAGUUCUGGCGUAAGCACGUGGAGAAACGUCAUACGGAGUGGUUCGAGAACAUCAAGAAAGAUCUCGCCCUUGUGAAUGCUUAUGUCCUAGACCCAGCUCGCAUUGCCCCUUCCCGAUCCGAUGCGAACAGCAACGGUCACUUCCCUAUUGGCUCCGGACAAGGUCACACUGGUACUCCUCGUGGUUUCAGUCUUAACAUGCCCUACGGGGCCCAUGGCAACAUGCCUACUUUCCCGGCGGGUGCGAUGCCCGGUAUGAUGGGUGCGCACGCUGGCAACUGGACUGGAAUGGGGCAUGACGGUUUGCACCAACCGGGACCCAUGCGCCGUGGCCCGCACCGCAACAACCGACCCGGUCCAUAUGACCGUCGCCGAUUCAACGGCGCCGGCCGACUGAGCCCUCCUCGCGGCAUGCCCGGCAUGUAUGCAGGUGGUCGUGGUCCGCCAGCUGGCAUCAGCGUUCCCGCCGGCCAUCCUGCUGCCGGAAUGGUCUCCAACCCGUUCCCGGACUCCUCUAACGGUGGCCCCAUGGCGCCUCGCGAGGCCGUCCAGGGUCGCAGUCUGAAGAGCUACGAGGACCUGGAUGCAGUCGACACGUCUGGUAGUGGCGAGCUGCAGUAUUAG
Molecule: messenger RNA, 2724 nt
Organism: Penicillium bovifimosum
Lineage: Eukaryota; Fungi; Ascomycota; Eurotiomycetes; Eurotiales; Aspergillaceae
Product: putative arsenite resistance protein Ars2
Exons: 2
Coding region: 1-2724 (907 amino acids)
Biological process (GO): mRNA processing; primary miRNA processing
Cellular component (GO): nuclear body
Source: RefSeq, a predicted model, not a curated record